AAUGCGAUAAUAUCAUCAUUCUAAAACUAUAUAUUGCUCUCUGCUUCUUCAUGAUGACCCACGCACUCUCAAUUACAAAUCCAUCUUAUCAAUUCACAAUUUGUUUCAAGUUGAUGGAUCCAUCAAUAAACCAUUUUCAAGCGUCCACCUCUUUUUUCCUUAUGAUUCUUCUCUCAUUCUUCAACUUGCAGGGUCUUAACUUGCUUUGUUUAGCAACAGCAAGCCCUCUAGUUAGAGGAAAUGACACUGAUCAACAAGCUUUACUCCAGUUGAAAGCCAAGAUAACUGGUGAUCAACUCAACAUUAUGGAGUCCUGGAAUAGCUCCAUUCACUUCUGCCAAUGGAUCGGUGUUACAUGCGGUCGCAAGCAUCCAAGAGUCACCAAGUUGAAACUUCGAGUCCUCAAACUCUCUGGAUCAUUGUCACCCUACAUUGGAAACUUGAGCUUCCUCAGGGAGUUGGAUCUUGCGGGCAACAGCUUCUACAACCAAAUUCCUCGAGAAAUCGGUGGUUUAAGAAGACUGGGAGCAUUAGACCUCUCCAACAACUCCAUCAAUGGUGAAAUUCCUUCUAAUUUAUCUGCUUGUUCUAAGCUUAUAUUAGUUGAUAUGUCGAACAACCAGCUAACGGGAGAAAUACCUUCUUUGCUGGGUCUCUUGUCAAACCUGAAAAACUUGGUUUUUUUUAACAACAGUUUGAGAGGGAAUAUCCCACCUUCACUGGGGAACUUGUCAUCCCUGGAGAAACUUGGUUUGACGUAUAAUGCAUUAAGUGGGAUUAUACCUGAAGCUCUUGGAGAACUGAGAAAUCUCCGGUUUUUUGGCUGUGCCGGAAAUGCAAUCUCUGGUAUUAUUCCUGUCACAAUGUUCAAUCUGUCUAAUAUUAGAGACUUUGAUAUUGGUAUAAACAAGAUUCGAGGCACUCUUCAUUCUGAUUUAGAAAUCAAUAUGCCUCAUGUUGAGUUCUUUUCUGUAUGGGGAAACCAUAUCUCUGGACAAAUUCCAAAUUCAUUAUUCAAUGCCACAUAUCUUGAAUUUCUUCAACUUGAUAAAAACAGAUUCACUGGAAAUGUUCCUUCAUUAGAAAAGCUAGAUAAACUGUUUAACCUUGCACUAGGAGGAAACCAUUUGGGACAACGAAGAGAAGGUGAUUUGAACUUUCUUUGCACUUUAGUCAACAAUACCAAACUAGGAUUUGUAAAUGUCGCCGAAAAUAAUUUUGGAGGGGAAUUUCCUGAAUGCAUUAGCAAUUUUUCUAGCAACCUUCGGGGUUUAGGAAUGGGUGGGAACAACAUUUGGGGAAGAAUCCCGGAUAGGAUAGGAAAUCUCAUCAAUUUGGAGGUGAUUUCGGUCUCAAUAAAUCAACUAUCAGGUCCCAUUCCCUUUAAUAUUGGGAGCCUUCAAAAGCUAAAACAAUUUUCCGCUGACAAUAAUGGUCUCUCUGGGACUAUUCCCCACUCCAUUGGAAAUUUAAUAGCGUUAACCGAACUUGAUUUAAGUUCUAACAAUCUUCAGGGCAGCAUUCCUUCAGGUCUAGGUAAUUGCAAAAAUUUGAUUCUAAUGGAUCUUUCUUAUAAUAAUCUUAGUGGACCAAUACCCUCCGAAAUACUAGGACUAUCAUCCUUGUCCAUUGUACUAAGCUUAUCGUCAAACUCUUUGACUGGUGAGCUUGCUGUUGAAGUAGAAAAACUGAAAAAUCUAGGUACAUUGGGUGUUUCUCACAACAGGUUAUCUGGUUUGCUUCCAAAAAACCUAGGUAGUUGUGUAAGUCUAGAGAAGUUGUUCUUGGAAGGCAAUUUGUUUGAAGGACCCAUUCCAUCAUCUUUGAGUUCAUUGAGAGGUCUUGAGGCAUUGGACUUAUCUGACAAUAAUCUUUCCAGUGGGAUUCCGGAAUUUCUUGAGCGAUUUGGGGCAUUAACGUACCUAAAUCUCUCUUUCAAUGAUUUUGAAGGAGUAAUACCAAGUGAAGGAGUAUUUAAGAAUGCAAGUGCUACAUUUAUUGAGGGAAAUAGUAAGCUUUGUGGAGGCAUCCCUGAGUUACACUUGUCAAGGUGCAACUCCAAAACAUCAGCAAACACUUCCCUUAAAUUGAAGAUCGCAAUAAUUGUUGUGAUUUCAGGAGUGACUUUAGUAUUCUCUAUUUUCCUCAUCAUUUGGUUUAGAAAGAAAAAGGAGCAGAAGCCAACGACCACUCUUGUAGAAAAUUCUCUUUUACAGUUAUCAUACCAAAGCAUCCUAAGGGCUACUAACGGAUUCUCCCCUCAGAAUUUAGUUGGUUCGGGAAGUUUCGGAUCUGUAUACAAGGGAAUUAUUGAAGCGAAUGGGGCAGUUAUUGCAGUAAAGGUGUUUAAUCUUCUAAAUCAUAGAGCUUCCAGGAGUUUCUUGGUUGAAUGCGAGGCUUUGAAGAACAUUCGUCAUCGUAAUCUUGUCAAGGUAUUAACAGCCAUUUCCAGUAUUGAUUAUAAAGGCAAUGAUUUUAAAGCCUUGGUGUAUGAGUUCAUGGAAAAUGGAAGCUUGGAAGAUUGGCUACAUCCAUCUGUUGGCAUGAAUAAACCAGAGACGAUGAGAAACCUAAACUUCUUUCAAAGAUUUAAUGUGGCCAUAGAUGUUGCUAAUGCACUCGAAUAUCUGCACCAUCGUUGUGAGACGCCGAUCAUUCAUUGUGACCUCAAGCCAAGCAAUGUUUUACUCGAUGGGGAAAUGGUUGGUCAUAUAAGUGACUUCGGCUUAGCAAAAAUCCUUUCUGGAGAUAAGCCUAACUUUUCUACUAAUGAAUCAAGCUCCGUUGGAUUAAGAGGAACUAUCGGCUAUGCUCCACCUGAAUAUGGCAUGGGAAGUGAGUUAUCAAGAAAUGGCGAUGUGUAUAGCUAUGGCAUCCUCUUGUUAGAGAUGUUAACAGGGAAAAGGCCAACGAAUGAAAGGUUUACAGAAGGUUUAAGUCUUCACAACUUUGUCAAAACAGCUUUGCCCGAUCGAGUGGUUGAGAUUAUAGAUCCCAUUCUUCUUCAAGAAAGUGUCAGAGGAGGAAUAGUUGCGGACAUCACUCUUAAUGAAAACAACUUAGGAAAUGACAUACAUCUUCAGUGCUUGAAUUCAAUAUUCGAAAUAGGACUCACUUGUUCUACUGAAUCACCGAGUGAGAGGAUGGACAUGAGUAAUGUUAUUACCAAGCUUUGUUCGAUUAGAGAGAAGUUUCUUCGUCCAACUCGGUUACGUCGUGGUGUUUGAACUUUGUAAGCUACUCAGUCAGCAGUUGCAGGUAUCUAAGGUGUUGUAUGGAUGAACUUCAAAGAGGCUUAAGUCCGAUAAAGUGCUUGAUGUUCUCCAAGAAAAUAGAAGAAAAAUGGAGUUCUUUUUCUUGUUUUCUACCAAUAGUUUUCAGUGUAAUGUGUAUAAAAAUACUUCGUUUUUGUCUUCGCAUCAUAACUCAUAAGCUACUAGAUUGUGAUGAAGUCAGACUAUAAAUAACAAUGUUGAAUUUUGUCUUUGCAUCUUAACUCAUAAGCUAGUAGAUUAUGAUGAAGUCAGACUUUAAAUAACAGUGUUGGAUUUUAACUUUGCAUCUUAUUGUAUCAGUCAUGGUAUUGAACAUGUUAGUCAUUGGCUGUUCAUAGGAA
This is a messenger RNA of Gossypium raimondii (Peruvian cotton), 3616 nucleotides long. RefSeq names its product probable LRR receptor-like serine/threonine-protein kinase At3g47570. The coding region runs from base 51 to 3227 and encodes 1058 amino acids. Gene Ontology annotation, biological process: protein phosphorylation. The record is from RefSeq and is a predicted model, not a curated record. NCBI's taxonomy places the organism in Eukaryota, Viridiplantae, Streptophyta, Magnoliopsida, Malvales, Malvaceae. The transcript has 3 exons. Gene Ontology annotation, molecular function: ATP binding; protein kinase activity; protein binding.